AUGGCCGCCGAUCCGACGCCAUCACCAGCUGCGCUGGCGCUCCUCGACAAUGUCGCCACUCUGAGCAACGACUUCCGCAAUGGCAGCCCCGGCGCGCGCAAAGAGCUGCUGGAUGCGUGCAAAGGCCUCAUUGCAGAGAUCAGCCACCCCUCGGAGACCAUGCUCGAUCUGCUGUGGGCCCAGCCUGCCCAUCUCAACGUCUUGUGGAUGGCUACAGAAGUCAACAUGUUCCAGGCCAUGCAGAGUAUCCCUGACACGGGCGCGUCCAUCGAUGAAAUCGCAACCAAGUGCGACAACAAUGUUGACCCUGUCAUAGUCGGGCGCAUGCUGCGCCAUCUUGCGGCCAUGCAUACCGUUCGCGAGACUGGGCCCGGCAUCUUUGCCAACACGCCCACCUCUACUGCCUUUGCCCAGCACUCCUACCAGGACUCGAUCAAGUACAUAGCUGAGACCAUGCAACCCGUGCACAACUGCAUGAAGUCGUACUUUGAGCAGCGCGCCUGGAAAUGCCCCGACUCUGGCCUUGAUGCGCCCUUUCAGCACUGCUACAACUGCAAGGGAAGCCAUUACUUUGAGUAUUUUGAGCAACACCCCGAAAUGGGACGUCGUUUUGCUAGCAUGAUGGAUUCCUGGAGCAAAGGUCGACCCCGGUGGUUUGAAAAAGACUACUACCCCGUCCAAGAGCGCCUGGUCCACGGAGCCGACAAAGACGAGCCAUUCCUAGUCGACGUUGGCGGCGGCUCCGGCCACGACAUUGAAGGUUUGCGCGUAGCCUUCGAGGGAAAGCUACCUGGCCCACUGCUUCUGCAAGAUCGCCCCGAGAUCGUCCAGCUCGCGAAGCUCGGUCCAGGUGCCGACAAGAUGGGUCACGAUUUCAUGACUGAGCAGCCGAUCAAAGGCGCCCGUGCAUAUUAUCUGCAUUCCAUUAUCCAAGACUGGAAUGAUCAGGUCAACACGGAUAUCUUGAAAGCCAUUGUCCCCGCAAUGAAGAAAGGCUAUUCCAAGGUUCUUAUCAAUGACUAUGUCGUUCCGAGCCAGGGCGCGCAUUGGGCGCAGACGUCUCUUGACUGGGAGCUCAUGGCCGUUCUUGGAGCGCGUCACCGGACCGAGGAGGAGCAUCGCAAAAUGUACGAGGGUGCGGGCUUGAAGAUGACAGGAAUUUGGCGACAUCCACAGAGUCUUGACUGCCUCAUCGAGCUGGACAUGGCUUGA
Bipolaris zeicola 26-R-13 is the source of this 1212-nucleotide messenger RNA. RefSeq lists its product as uncharacterized. The transcript has 2 exons. The record is from RefSeq and is a predicted model, not a curated record. Bases 1 to 1212 code for a protein of 403 amino acids. Lineage: Eukaryota; Fungi; Ascomycota; Dothideomycetes; Pleosporales; Pleosporaceae. Gene Ontology annotation, molecular function: O-methyltransferase activity.